Messenger RNA from Calypte anna (Anna's hummingbird), 1827 nucleotides. It is a transcript of the gene BCO2, whose product is annotated as beta-carotene oxygenase 2. Gene Ontology annotation, molecular function: beta-carotene 15,15'-dioxygenase activity; carotenoid dioxygenase activity. Gene Ontology annotation, cellular component: mitochondrion. NCBI's taxonomy places the organism in Eukaryota, Metazoa, Chordata, Aves, Apodiformes, Trochilidae. Gene Ontology annotation, biological process: retinal metabolic process; carotene catabolic process. The record is from RefSeq and is a predicted model, not a curated record.
AUGGGAACAGAUCCAUCAGUGCUGCUGCACAACACUAUCACCCUGGCACCGAUACCUUUGCCUGGACAUCUCCGACCUAUGCCUUCUCCCGAGCAGAAUAUGUUUUCCAAAAUGCUGCUGUCUGCCAUCAGCUUCCUGCUUGCUAGUUUGAAGUAUUUCUUCUUCUCUACGAUGCAAUUCGUUCCAGGUUUAAAGAAUUCCUUGCACAGCCCAUUGAAAGAACAAAUCACCUUCCACAGCCCCAGAGGUUUGCAAUGCAUUUCACCCUUAAUCCAGACUGUAGAGGAGACUCCUCACCCCAUCCCAGCAAAGAUCAAAGGACAUAUUCCCAAAUGGAUUAAUGGCAAACUCCUGAGGAAUGGCCCUGGGAAGUUUGAGUUUGGUGAAGAGAAGUUUAACCACUGGUUUGAUGGCAUGGCCCUGCUGCAUCAGUUCCAGCUGGAGAACGGCUCGGUGCUGUACCGCAGCCGGUUCCUGCAGAGCAGCUCCUACCUCACCAACAGCCGCCACAACCGCAUCGUGCUCUCUGAGUUUGGGACCCUGGCAAUGCCAGACCCAUGCAAGAGUGUCUUUGAGCGCUUCCUGUCACGCUUUGAGAUGCCACAACCAAGUGACAAUGCCAGUGUGAACUACGUUGUGUACAAAGGAGAUUAUUAUGUCAGCAAUGAGAACAUCUUCAUGUACAAAGUGGACCCAGAAACACUUGAAACGAAGGAAAAGGUAGACUGGAGCAAAUUUAUUGCAGUCAAUGGAGCCACUGCUCAUCCUCAUUAUGAGUCUGAUGGGACAACAUACAACAUGGGCAAUUCCUAUGGAAAAAAUGGAUCCAGGUACAACAUCCUCCAGGUUCCUCCACAGAAGUCAAACUGUACUGACACACUAGAGGGAGUCAAAGUGCUUUGCUCCAUUGCUCCAAUGAAUCAGAUGAAACCCUCCUACUAUCACAGCUUUGGAAUGAGUGAAAACUACAUCAUUUUCAUUGAGCAACCCAUCAAACUUAAUCUGUUGCAGAUUGUCACUUCCAAACUCCGUGGGAAAGCCAUUUUUGAUGGAAUAAGCUGGGAGCCUCAGUUCAAUACUUAUUUCCAUGUGGUGAAUAAGCACACUGGGGAGGUGCUGCCAGGGCAGUGGUGCAGUAAGCCCUUUGCUUCUUUCCAUCAAAUCAAUGCCUUUGAGGAUCAUGGCUGUGUGGUCCUUGAUCUGUGCUGCCAGGAUGAUGGAACAACUCUGGCUGCUUACAAACUGCAGAACCUGAGGAGGAGAGGAGAAGCUCUGGAUCGAAUUUAUGACUCCAUCUCCCGAGCUUUCCCUCGCCGCUUCGUGCUCCCUCUGCACGUGAACUCAGACACCCCUGUGGGUAAGAAUCUGAACCCACUCCCUUACACAUUGGCAAGGGCUGUGAAAGAUGCAGAUGGCAAGGUCUGGUGCACACACGAAAAUCUUUACUCUGAUGACUUUGAAAAGUUUGGGGGCCUGGAGUUCCCCCAGAUCAACUACUCCCGGUGCAAUGGGAGGAAGUACAGGUACUUCUAUGGAUGUGGCUUUCGGCAUUUGGUUGGGGAUUCCUUGGUCAAGGUUGACAUAGAGACCAAGAAUUUCAAGGUUUGGCAGGAGGAUGGAUGCUACCCCUCAGAACCUGUGUUUGUGCCAGUGCCCAAUGCCAUGGCAGAAGACAGUGGAGUCAUCUUGUCUGUGGUGGUCUCCCCCACUGAGAAUCAAAGUGCUUUCCUGCUUGUCCUGGAUGCAGAGACCUUCAGAGAACUGGGCCGAGCAGAGGUCGCAGUGCAAAUGCCUUAUGGGUUCCAUGGUAUCUUUACCUCCCACUGA